This is a messenger RNA of Petromyzon marinus (sea lamprey), 1648 nucleotides long. Its product is annotated as BRCA2 and CDKN1A-interacting protein. Gene Ontology annotation, cellular component: nucleus. Lineage: Eukaryota; Metazoa; Chordata; Hyperoartia; Petromyzontiformes; Petromyzontidae. The record is from RefSeq and is a predicted model, not a curated record.
AACCACAAACACAACAACCUACACCACCACAACUACCACUACAACUACCACCACAACAACAACCUACACCACCACAACCACCUCAUCAUCUUCAUCACCACCACCAUCACCUCUUCAUCUCUCAAUGGCGUCCGCGCCCAAGAGGAUUCAUAGAAGUCCUGACGAGCACGAUGACGAUGAUGAUGACGAGGAGGAGGAGGAAGAGGAGCGAGAUGAGGAUGAUUGUGAUGAUGAUGAUUGCAGCGGCAGUGGAAGCGACGACAUUGACGAGGAGGUGAUGGUGGAGUUUGAGGCUCACGCCUUCACACACUCCGACUUCUACGGAGUGCGUAAGCUGCUACAGCAGCUGUUCCGCAAGACUGUGGUGGAUGUGACGGCGCUUGCUAACCUCAUCGUCAACAACCCGGACUUGGGCAGUGUACUCAAGCAAGCUCCAGUCUCUGACGACAGUGACGAUGAUGAUGAGAGUCAAGACGAAGUCUUCGGAUUCAUAACCCUCAUCAGCCUGUCAGACAAACAGCUGGCCCCGUGCCUCUCCCAGCUCUGCUCUGUUCUCGUGUCGCUGGCCCACGCGGCCGACCCCACCACAGCAGCCGGCCUCCGGGCCGCCCUGGCCAACAAGGCCCGGCCUGUGGGCCUCUUGCUGUGCGAGAGAUUCCUCAAUGUGCCUCCACACGUCGCCCUGCCGCUACACUCUCAGCUGGGCAAGGAGUUGGUGUCGCUGGACCGUACCAAGCGGCUUGCCGGCGGGGGUGGUUGUGGCACCACCACCGCCACAACCACCACAACCACCACCACCACCACAACCACCACCACCACCACCACAAUGCCAUCGCAGGCAGCUGGAGGCUUUAGCUACUACCUCCUUGUGUGUAAGACCUGCGUCGAGGGGGGAGGAGGAGCUGUAGGUGUGGGAGCUACUCGUGGUGGUGGUGGUGGUGGCGGUGGUGGUGGUGGUGGUGGCGGCGGUGGUGGUGGUGGUGGUGGCGGUGGUGGUGGUGGUGGUGGUGGCGGUGGUGGUGGUGGUGGUGGCGGUGAACAGAAGGGGGAGUUGAUGUUUCUAAACGCCGAGGAGGAGUUCUUUUACGAGCAGGCCGAGCUGACGUUCUCCUACCCAGUGGGUGCCUCCGCGGGCAGCGUGGACGAGCCGGGGGUCACGGGGGUCACGGGGGUCACGGGGGUCACGGGGGUCACGGGGGUGGACUCGCUGCUGGGCGGGCGCUGGUCCCCGGGCGACCUCCAGAUGGAGUCUCUCCGGAGCGUGCUGCUGGUUCCCACGGCACGCCUGGGGCACGUCACCACAGCCAUGCACCAGCACCUCGCCACACCACAGUGAUCACCAACAUCACCAUCAUCACAGUGAACACCAUCACCGUCACCACAGUGAACACCACAGCCAUGCACCAGCACCUCGCCACACCACAGUGAACACCAUCACCGUCACCAGCACCUCGCCACACCACAGUGAACACCAUCACCAACACCAUCAUCACAGUGAACACCAACACCAUCACCAUCAUCACAGUGAACACCAUCACCGUCACCACAGCCAUGCACCAGCACCUCGCCACACCACAGUGAACACCAACACCAACACCACAGUGAUCACCAUCACAGUGAACACCAUCACCAUCACCACAGUGAACAC